AUGAUUCGUGGUAUUUUACUAAUCUUAUUCGUCUACGGAGUUGAUCUUGGUAAUGGUCAUCCUCAUUCUGAAGAUGUAAUGCUGCACCUAGAUCAUGAAUCUCACUUAUACCAUCAUAUCUUGGAUCAUUAUAUAAAAGAGUUAAGGCCCGCCUCAGCUAUUAAUGAUACCGUUAUUGUGUCUGUUGAUGUUUCUGUAACUAGUAUACAUGGUUUGGAUGAAGAUAAGGAAGAAAUGAAGUCCUCAGUUGCUUUAUCUAUCGGUUGGGAUGAUCCAAGACUAUCUUGGAAUACUUCCGACUACGACGGGUUACAUUCUUUUACCAUACCAGCUUCGAAAAUUUGGCGACCAGAACUAAAACUUGUUCAUUCACAAUAUGGUUCCUUUCAACAUUUUGGUAAUGAGUAUGUUACUAUUCAUUACGAUGGAAGCGUUUAUUGGUCGUCACAUGCUAAAAUACGAAGUUAUUGUCCGUUGAAUAUGGCUAAUUUUCCAUUUGAUAGCCACGUUUGCCAUUUAGAACUUGCCGCAAAUGUUUACAACCAGCAACAAAUACAACUUAAAUUUUUCAAACGGGAUGGUGAAAUCGUCAUUAACGAAGGUGCACUUUUAAGUAAAAAUUCACAGUGGUCUGUAUCUAAAAAAGACUUGGAUAGCCAGAUUGUAACUGUUAUGCACCCAGAACCACUUGAAGUUAUUGCUGUUACUGUUGAACUCUCUAGAAAGUCUAGCUUUUAUAAAUGUAUUAUACUGGGACCAGCAGUUAUCCUUGCUUUACUUGUUCCUGUUGUUUUCUUACUACCAACCGAUUCAACUGCCAAAAUCACAUUAGGUGGUCUUAUAAUGGUGACUAUGUGUUUAUCUAUGAAGACGUUGGUUGAUGUUAUUGGAGCUAAGAUGGCUACUGUGCCAAACAUAGCUAUAUACUAUUCCGUGACUAUGGUAUUGACAUCGUUCAGUAUUAUCAUGUCAGCGAUUAUCACCUGUAUAACAAGACAAGAAGCUUGUAGAAAACAUGUACCGGUUUGGUUCAGCCAGAUAUUUCUGGGAAGAUGUGGGUUAAGGCGAUGGUUGUGUAUGGAUACAUCUGUACCCGGAGAUCACCACUCGGCGUUCACUGCAAUGAAACACACAGAGAAUGAAUUUGCUGAAACCGACUCGGAUGUCACCGCUUUGAAAGAAGGUGAUCAUGACGCGAAAGAUAUUCCGAAAUCCGUUCGUGUACUGAUCGGGAAAUACCAAACUCAAAAUGAAAACAAAGGCCAUAGUUCAGAAUGGAUGGAAAUAGCUCGUGUUGUGGAUCGGCUAUUGUUCAUCUUAUUCUUGGCGCUUUUUCUCUUGACAACCUUAGCAUUGCUGAGCUAA
This is a messenger RNA of Lottia gigantea (owl limpet), 1365 nucleotides long. RefSeq lists its product as hypothetical. Gene Ontology annotation, molecular function: transmembrane signaling receptor activity; extracellular ligand-gated monoatomic ion channel activity. The coding region runs from base 1 to 1365 and encodes 454 amino acids. Gene Ontology annotation, cellular component: membrane. Lineage: Eukaryota; Metazoa; Mollusca; Gastropoda; Lottiidae. The transcript is spliced from 8 exons. Gene Ontology annotation, biological process: monoatomic ion transmembrane transport. The record is from RefSeq and is a predicted model, not a curated record.